CCUGUACCAAUUCCUGAGGGUUACAGGUUACUCUCUCCUGAUCAACUACUAUAAAAAGGGUGUAAUAUGUAUAGUUUGUUAUAUACUAGAGCAGUGAGAAAACAUGGGCAGUCUUAAACGUAAGCUUGAGGGUGAGGUUGAGUUACGAGCAACUGCUGCAGAUGUGCUCCAUGAGAUAGUUACGACUAGGCCUCAUCAUGCUCCCAAUCAUGUCUCCCAUUUUAUUCAGGCUGUUGACUUACAUGAGGGUGAACAUGGUAAGCUAGGUUCAACAUGUGUUUGGAAGUACACUUUAGGUGGGAAAGCUUUAUCAGUGAAGACUAUAGUUGAAGAAAUUGAUAUGGAGAAGAAGUCAAUCAAAUACAGAGCCCUCGAAGGCAAUAUGAUGGAAGAGUAUAAGACCAUAACUGGAAAAGUCCAGGUGAUACCCAAAGAUGAACAAAACUGCAUAUUCAGGUGGACAUUAGAGUAUGAGAAGCUCAGUCCUGAUAUGCCUGAGCCAAGUGCUUUGCUCGAUGCCUGGCUUGCUGCUGCAGUAGACAUCGAUGAUCAACACCAUGGUAUAAAGAAGUAAUAUAUAUGCUUCCAAGUGAAUGAUAAUAUUUUAUGUUGUAAGAAUUUGCAUCUUUUUCAUUUUUGAAUAAUGACCAUCUAUCCCAAGUAAUGUGUAUGGUCAAAGAAAACAUAAUGUGUUGUAGUUGUAACUUGUAAUAUGCAGGCAUGCAGCAGUAGUAUCACUGCUGCUGACCUUAUGCAUGUGUUGUUGUGUGAGAGAUAUAAUUAUGUGUGUUAAUUGAUAAUUUGAUACUUCUUGUUUUUCUUAA
This is a messenger RNA of Beta vulgaris subsp. vulgaris (sugar beet), 824 nucleotides long. RefSeq names its product MLP-like protein 43. Bases 104 to 574 code for a protein of 156 amino acids. Lineage: Eukaryota; Viridiplantae; Streptophyta; Magnoliopsida; Caryophyllales; Amaranthaceae. The record is from RefSeq and is a predicted model, not a curated record. Gene Ontology annotation, biological process: defense response. The transcript is spliced from 2 exons.